ACCGAACUAUAGUUUAAAGCAUUAUUUACUUCGCUUGUUUUGUUUAUUGUUUUUAAAUCGAAAGUAUAAAUUGUAAACAUGGGACGAGCCGAAGUUGGUACGCCCAAGUACCUUGCCAACAAGAUGAAGGCAAAGGGCUUGCAGAAGUUGCGCUGGUACUGUCAGAUGUGCGAGAAACAAUGCCGUGACGAAAAUGGCUUUAAGUGUCACACAAUGAGUGAGUCCCAUCAGCGGCAGCUCCUCCUGUUUGCGGACUCACCUGGCAAGUUUCUGCACAACUUUUCCAAGGAGUUUUCCGAUGGCUAUAUGGAGCUGCUGCGUCGACGCUUUGGCACCAAACGCACGAACGCCAACAAAAUAUAUCAGGAGUACAUUGCACACAAGGAGCACAUUCACAUGAACGCCACCCGCUGGUUAACGCUAUCCGAUUAUGUUAAGUGGCUGGGCCGCACUGGUCAAGUGGUGGCCGAUGAAACGGAAAAGGGAUGGUUUGUUACAUACAUUGACCGUAGCCCGGAGGCCAUGGAGCGCCAGGCGAAGGCCGAACGCAAAGAGAAAAUGGAAAAGGAUGAUGAGGAACGCAUGACGGAAUUUAUUGAGAAGCAAAUUAAAAAAGCAAAGUCAAAGGACGGCGAAGAGGAUGAAUCACAGGAGAAGUAUACGGAACUGAAGCGUGAAGAAGAGCAGCCCCUAAAGCUGGACAUACGAUUGGAGAAAAAAUUCCAGCCCGAAUCGAUAUUGGGCAAAUCAGCGCUACAUACGAAACGCACAGCUGCCGAAUCAGAUGAGAAAGUCUUUAAGAAACCCAAGCCAGUGCCAACAGAGAGCAGCAGAUCCGCGUUGGAUGAGAUAAUCAAACUCGAGGAAAGGAGUAAAGAGCGGGCCAAUCGCAAGGAUUACUGGCUUCAUCCAAAUAUUGUAGUCAAAUUUAUUUCAAGCUCCAUGGGCGACAAGUUCUACAAACAGAAAGCUGUGGUGCAAGAAGUCAUCGAAAGAUAUCGGGCAAAAAUCAAGUUCUUGGAGAGUGGAGAAAAGUGUAAAGUUGAUCAGGCGCAUCUGGAGACUGUAAUACCCGCCCUGGACAAGGAAGUGCUCGUGGUGAACGGCGCCUAUCGCGGCUCAGAAGCGUUGCUAAAGAAGCUAGACGAGCGCAAAUACUGUGUCAGCAUUGAGAUACUACACGGUCCAUUAAAGGGACGCAUUGUGGAAAACGUACAGUACGAAGAUAUUUGUAAAUUAUAUGGAACGUAGCUCGCACACAGCUAUUUAAGCUAAUUUUUUAAAAUAAGAACAGAUUUUAAGGGAAUAUUUUUUAUUAUAUGGUUCUAUAAACAUAAAUGAU
Drosophila novamexicana is the source of this 1342-nucleotide messenger RNA. It is a transcript of the gene kin17, whose product is annotated as DNA/RNA-binding protein KIN17. Gene Ontology annotation, cellular component: nucleus. The record is from RefSeq and is a predicted model, not a curated record. Gene Ontology annotation, molecular function: double-stranded DNA binding. The transcript is spliced from 2 exons. Lineage: Eukaryota; Metazoa; Arthropoda; Insecta; Diptera; Drosophilidae. Gene Ontology annotation, biological process: DNA replication; DNA damage response. The coding region runs from base 79 to 1251 and encodes 390 amino acids.